AUGGCCGGCGACCAUGGCUCCGCCGUCGCGAGGGCGACCUCGGACUCUCUCUCUCAAAAUCAAAUCGACAUCGUCAUUGCGCUCGAAAGAGUCGGGGCUUCUUUGUCCAUGUUUGGAGUCAGCUUGAUAUUCGUCACCUAUUGGGCCUUCAAGCGCAUCAGGAAUGUGCCGAACCUCUUCAUUCUCAUGGCUUCCAUCGCCAACGUCGGCGCGAGUAUUGCUUGCGCCAUGGGGUACGAUGGUAUCCGUAACGGCGAGACCUCCGCCUUGUGUCAAAUCCAAGCAUUCUUGCUCGAAAUGUUCAUGCAAUCUGAUCCAUGGUGGUCCUUCGCCAUGGCCAUCAACGUCUUUCUUGUCUUCUUCGCCGGCGCCAAUCCUUCUUCUUUCCGCCAAUAUCUCUGGGUCUACUGCGCAAUCUGUUUCGGUUGCCCCCUUAUCCCCGCCCUCUGCUGUCUCUUCAUCAGACCAGAUGGGCCCAAUGAUUUGAUCUACGGUGAUGCUACCCUCUGGUGCUGGAUCAACGCGAAAUGGGGCGCCCUUCGCAUUUAUACCUACUACAUACCCAUUUGGUGCUGCAUUUUCGGCUCCUGUGUCAUCUACUUCGCCGUCGGCUAUCAUGUAUUUCAUCAACGCAAUCAACUCCGGAACUUGACCUUCAGCAACCCCGGCAAGGACGGAAAAGACGUCUCUUGUUCAGACGAACAGCGGGACUCUGCAGAAAAGAACCUCACAGGACGCGCCGAGUACUACGGCACUGCCGUAACAGAGGUACAAAUUACCACCGUCACCCCGAGACCUUGGACGCCCCCCCAGGUGCCGUCAUCAGCUGUAACAAAGGACUUUGCUUCCAAUCAGCAAGCUCGACAUGAACGCUCAUGGCGUACAAGCGACGAGCAAGACGCACCGCCGAGUCCACGUUUCGAGACGACUUGCACUUCCACCCCGCCUCCGCCCCAGCCUCGGCGCUCCGUUUUCCAACGCGUUGGUUCGAUCAAUGAGAAGUUCUCGGCUCGUCUGAGGAGUCUCGAUCCUGUCAAGCUCGCCUAUCUCCGAACCAGUUUCAUUUUUGCCAUUUCCGUCUUCGUCACAUGGACCCCGAGUUCGAUCAACCGCGUGUACAGUCUCAUCAGACCCAACCAGGUCGCAUUUGGCCUUCACGUCGCCAGUGCCACGGUGCUGCCUCUCCAGGGUGUUUGGAACGCCGUCAUCUUCUUCAUGACCAGCUGGGGGACGUUCAGAGAGGAAUGGCUGGAGAUGCGACACCGAAAUCAGGCCCGGAGGCUCGACAGCCAGUGCGACGGCCGCCUUGGUGGCAGACGAAUCGAAGUUAUUCGUGCUGAACGGCAGGAACGGUUUAACGGACGCUGCUUUGGGCAUACAAAAGCCUUCGGUAGCGACCAGACGAGCGAGCUCGAGCUGACGUCACCUCCGGCAGUUGGGACUUACACCAAGAGCAGCAUCUUGUACUCCCAGCUCGACUACCACUAG
Messenger RNA from Colletotrichum karsti, 1488 nucleotides. Its product is annotated as g-protein coupled receptor. Gene Ontology annotation, cellular component: plasma membrane. Lineage: Eukaryota; Fungi; Ascomycota; Sordariomycetes; Glomerellales; Glomerellaceae. The coding region runs from base 1 to 1488 and encodes 495 amino acids. Gene Ontology annotation, molecular function: G protein-coupled receptor activity. The record is from RefSeq and is a predicted model, not a curated record. Gene Ontology annotation, biological process: adenylate cyclase-activating G protein-coupled receptor signaling pathway; cell surface receptor signaling pathway. The transcript has 5 exons.